This is a messenger RNA of Penicillium soppii, 2184 nucleotides long. RefSeq names its product putative sister chromatid separation protein (Src1). NCBI's taxonomy places the organism in Eukaryota, Fungi, Ascomycota, Eurotiomycetes, Eurotiales, Aspergillaceae. The transcript has 2 exons. The record is from RefSeq and is a predicted model, not a curated record. Gene Ontology annotation, cellular component: nuclear inner membrane. Bases 1 to 2184 code for a protein of 727 amino acids. Gene Ontology annotation, molecular function: chromatin binding.
AUGGCGGAUGAUCUGGAAUACCUUUAUCCAGAUUUUGAUCUCAACUCUCUCACCGUCCCUCGUCUGCGCUCGAUUCUCGUCAAUCACGAUAUUCCCUACCCUGCGUCUGCGAAAAAGUCUCAACUGAUUGGUAUUCUGCAAGAUGAGGUGCUUCCGCAAGCGCGAAAGCUCCUGAGUGACCGCGAGAGGGUUCGACGAACCAGUGCAGGAAUCACAGACAUGAGCAGUCGGUCAACAUCAGUGGCUAGUGACGCGAACGACCGGGAAUCCAUGCCCCCUCCAGCCACCCCCUCAACAAUCAGCUCCACAACGAGAGCACAGCGAGGCACAUCACGACGUAGCACUCGUCAUUCUACCGCAGACACCGAUGAUAGCCUUGCCCCUGCUACUCCGGCUAGAACUAAGCGCACAAGCGUGGCUCGAUCGGUGGGUAAGCAUGUCCGGACAUCCGACACGGAAACCGGCGACGAUAACCUCGCAACCCCCGCUGCUACGCGUCCUACACCUCGCAAAUCUACAGCCAAAAAGGUCCGACGGAGCGAAGUUCUCCCUUCGACGGAGACCGAGGAACAUACGCCUGGGAUCAAAUCGGAGCCUCGUGAGGAAGGUAUGUUUACGGACGAUAACCCGUUCCAGAGCGGAAGUCCCGAAGUACCUAAGAGUACGAGAAAAAGCUAUGACGCCAAGCGGAAGAGUGGCUCGCGCUUAUCCACUGAAAGCCCAGCUCGGAGUCGCGGACUUAGAUCGCGCACAUCAGAAACACCCUCAAGCGUCAAACAGGAUGAUGGUUUCCAGGCUCCCAGGCGCGAGGCGUUUGAUUUCGCCUCCCGGCUGCUGCCCACAAAGGAGGAGCCGGAGGACUCAGAAGAGUCGGAGGACGGCGAAGAGAGUGAAGUGAGCGCAGGCGAAGAGUUCACGCCCGAUGAACAGCUUGCUAUGUCUAUGGAAGAUUAUCAGUACUCGCCACAGUUUCAAAAACGACGUCCGCAGAAGCAGGGGACCCUCAGUCGCUUGGCUCCUUGGGUCGUCAUUCUUUCGCUCGCUGGUAGUUUUGGCACAUGGUGGCGCAAAGAGAAGCUCGAUAUUGGAUACUGCGGGCUUGGAAAGCCUACCUGGUCCUUGGCUGAGACCAGAGUUCCUGAAUGGGCCAAUGUCUUGGAGCCCCGGUGCGAGCCGUGCCCGAGCCAUGCCUUCUGCUAUCCAGAUUUCGAAGUGCGCUGCGAAACCGAUUUCCUCCUUAAGCCUCAUCCUCUUGCUCUUGGUGGUCUGGUGCCGUUGCCUCCAACAUGUGAACCCGAUAGCGAGAAGGCGCGCCGCGUGAAGGCUGUGGCUGAUAAAGCUGUCGAGGAGCUUCGUGAACGUCGCGCGAAGUGGGAAUGUGGCGACUUGAAGGAAGACGGUCAAGCUGCCCGUUCUCUCGAUAUCAGCGAGCCUGAUUUGAAAGAAGAGGUAGCGAAAAAGCGCCGCAAGGGCCUGAGUGACAGCGAAUUCGAUGAGCUGUGGAAGGGUGCAAUUGGGGAGGUGAUUGGCAAGGAUGAAGUUAUCAGCAAGACCAAGCAACCUUCCGGCAUCGUCAUCCUAUCCUCUACCUCCAUCGCCCGGCUCCCACUCGCGUGCGCCGUCCGCCGCCACUUCCGACUCGCUCUCGUCGCGUAUCGACUCCCUAUUUCACUUCUAAUUCUGGGGAUUGGUCUCCUCGGGUAUGCCCGCGCGCGUGUCCUUGCCCGCCGCUCUGAUAUCGCUCGCGUGCCCGAGUUGGUCGCUACAACCCUUGACCGUCUGUCCACACAGGCUGCACUGUAUGCGCGCGGCGACGCCAAAGAGCCUUACAUAUCCAUUGGCCAACUGCGUGAUGAUGUCCUCCGCUUUGAACUACAAGGCAAGCGUCGCGAGGAGCUCUGGCGACGAGUCUCCCGUUUCGUUGAGGGCAACGCUAAUGUUCGUGCUGCUGUCCGCGAAGGACGAAGCGGUGACGUUUCUCGAGUCUGGGAGUGGAUCGGUGGAAUCAACACCGUCGGAGACUUGGGUCAAAGUACCCGCCGUGAGAGCGCACGAUUCCCUCUUCCUUCUCCAUCCGGUAAUCUCGUUGCGAGUCCUCAGACUCCCACCACCGAAACCUUGCCCGAUCCGGUCUCCAGUCCCAGGGAGUCUCGUCGAUGGGAUGAGGGUCGUCCGAUCUACUAA